Messenger RNA from Apis mellifera (honey bee), 1399 nucleotides. RefSeq lists its product as uncharacterized. NCBI's taxonomy places the organism in Eukaryota, Metazoa, Arthropoda, Insecta, Hymenoptera, Apidae. The transcript is spliced from 2 exons. The record is from RefSeq and is a predicted model, not a curated record. Bases 585 to 989 code for a protein of 134 amino acids.
GAGUAUAGAAAUAAGUAACGAUCGUUGAAAUCUUAUGCAAAACAGUUUCAAUAUCGAUAAAAUAAAAUUUUCAACGUAGAAUUAUAGAAAUUCGUUUCUCUGAACGUUCCUCAACUUUCGAUCGUGACCGGACGCUUCCUCGAAACCGCCCUAAAAAAAAGAUGGCGGUAACGGGACCGGUAGUAGACGUUCACUCCAAAGCAAAGUCGAACAUCGUUGUUAUUAGACGUUUAGACUUGCUACGUUAACAAUUGCAGUCUAUGAAAUAUUCUCGGCGCAAUACGAGCCCGACUGAAAUUAAACUCGACGAGAAAUAGUUGGAAUCGUAUGGUACACCACGUAUAUAUAUAUAUAUAUGUAGAUUGAAGAGCAUGUGAUUCACUAUAUGAGUCAAGCCUGCAGGAGAAGGCGCGCCUGAACCGCGCGCGUUUUCUAACUGGCCACUUCGAACGCAACUUAAAAGAAUCGGAAGGGGUUCUGACCGAGAUCGGUGUUCUGGAAUCUCGAUUUCUCGGUGCAGUUAUACCUGCUCGUAGUAUUUGUUAUCACGUGUACACGGCGCAGAGAUAAGUUGGAUAAUUAGGAUGGUUUUCUUGACGAUUUGCGAGGAGAAAAGUUAUGUUAUCGGGAAUUCCCAUGUCAAGGCAUCGGGGAAUCAUCAAGGCGAGCAUACAGGAAACAAAUCUUAUCGACGUGUCGUAUCUUAUUUCACGAGAUUCGUUCCAUCUUAUCGCAUUUAUCGGCUAUACAAAUCUGUUAAUUCCGCGCGUGGAAUGCCUUCGUAUCAUCCCCCUCGCGACCACCUCGGCUCAGAAUCGGUGAUUCACUCUGACUCAGCGGUUCGUUUCGUCGUAUUUAAUGUCCUGGAAGCGGAGAAUCAUGCGCGGCAAAAGUACGAAUAUACGCCGCGGGUUGGUCAGCCACGAUAUUCCUCCGCGUCAUGGAGCAAAACUUCCGCGAACUUGUACGGCUAUUCGACGUCUAAAUAAACCUAAGAAUGGGAAAUCUGCUCGAUACAGAUUGGCGCAAGAGCGAGGAAAGAAAACGGGAACGAGUCGAUGUUCCCCUUUGUUCUUGGCAAAGAUUUUUCACCCGAACAGACGACGGUGUUGCGUAACACGGAUCAUUGGAGACCGAAGCGACGCCAUUCUACUUAUACGAUUUUAGUCUCGAGGAAAAAAAUUGGAACCUGGAAGAAAUUGUACGAUAAAAAGGAAAAUUUGAAACGAUAUUGAGAAAAUAUUGGGAAAAAUUGAAUAUUUUCAUGAGCAGAUAUUAUUCUAAUCGUUUGAAAUAUUAGAAUUUCUGAUUUUAUUGUCAACGAGAUAUGAAGCUUUAUUAUAAGAAUAAGAUUACAUUUGAAAUAAAGUUUAGUCUAUCAUUUCUAUAAAUAAAUUAU